CUCUGAUGUUUAAUGUUGUUUAUAUUACCCGCCAAGGCGCGUAGUUGAAACGGCACUGAAUUCGCCUCGAGGUAUAGUGGGAUCAGAUUAUAUAGUGGUUCUUGCGGUACGAGGUCUACUUAUAUUCCUCCAAUGAGAAAUUACAACUUGCUCCAUAUGGGACGAGGUAGGUUGAUGUUAGACGGAGAUUAUCAGCCCUUCCUUUACAGCCACACGAGAUAUGGUUGAUUAAAUUCCACUAUAUGACCCGCUGGGUAGGCUCUGGGCGGGCUUCCGAGGACCACCGAUGGGUUUCAUGAAGAAAUUCGAUUCCGGAGAUAGAGCUAUAUAAACCGCUCCCCUCGCCCUCGAGAUCGUCACUCUGCUCCUUGCCUGACACAGUCGAUCACCUUGUCAAUCACAACCCGCAAGCAAAUCCGAUCAACCGCUCACCAUGGUCUACCUAUCCAAGCUCGUCAGCCUCGCGGCUCUGCUUCCCGCCGCGCUGGCGUGUAAUGCGUAUACGGGCGGUGUGCCGACUGCUACGUCGACGAAGACGAAUAGUAAGGUCAUUGAGGUCGCUGCGGGGAAGGUGUAUGAUGGUGGAUGGGCGAGGUUUGAUCGCGGGAGUGGUGCUUGUAAUGAGCAGGCUGAGGGAGGUGACGCUGAUGCUGUCUUCCUCCUCCGCUCUGGUGCCACUCUGAGGAACGUUAUUAUCGGCAAGAACCAGGCUGAGGGCGUGCACUGCGAUGGGCCUUGUACGCUUGAGUUCGUGUGGUUCGAGGACGUCUGCGAGGACGCCAUCACCGUUAAGAACGACAAGGCUGGCCAGGAGACCUGGAUUAUUGGCGGUGGUGCGUACCACGCCAGUGAUAAGGUUGUUCAGCACAACGGCUGCGGUACUGUGAACAUCAUCAACUUCUAUGUUGAGGAUUACGGCAAGCUUUACAGGUCGUGCGGAAACUGCUCUUCCCAGUGCAAGCGCAACGUCUACAUCGAGGGCGUCAUUGCCAAGAACGGCGGCGUGCUCGCGGGUAUCAACUCCAACUACGGGGAUACCGCUACGAUCAAGAACAGUUGCUUCGAUACUGCGCACUCGUGCCAGAUGUUCACUGGUUGCAACAACGGCUGCGAGCCCGCUAAGGCUGGGUACUGCUCUGGAUAAGCUUGUGGUGUGGUG
This is a messenger RNA of Pseudogymnoascus verrucosus, 1159 nucleotides long. RefSeq lists its product as uncharacterized. Gene Ontology annotation, biological process: pectin catabolic process. The transcript has 3 exons. Gene Ontology annotation, cellular component: extracellular region. Gene Ontology annotation, molecular function: pectate lyase activity. The record is from RefSeq and is a predicted model, not a curated record. NCBI's taxonomy places the organism in Eukaryota, Fungi, Ascomycota, Leotiomycetes, Thelebolales, Thelebolaceae. The coding region runs from base 434 to 1144 and encodes 236 amino acids.